GGCCGCGCGCCGCGUCCCCCCCACUGUGCGGCCUUGCUCUCCGCUUGAGGCCCGAGGCCCGAGGCGAGCCAUGGCCAGUACCGUGGUAGCAGUUGGCCUGACAAUUGCUGCUGCUGGAUUUGCAGGCCGCUAUGCAUUACAAGCCCUGAAGCAGAUGGAGCCUCAAGUGAAACAAGCUCUUCAGGGUCUGCCAAAAUCUGCAUUUAGUAGUGGCUAUUACAGAGGUGGUUUUGAACCCAAAAUGACGAAACGGGAAGCAGCGUUAAUAUUAGGAAUAAGUCCUACGGCCAAUAAAGGAAAGAUUAGAGAUGCUCACCGACGAAUCAUGCUCUUGAAUCACCCGGACAAAGGAGGAUCGCCUUACGUGGCUGCCAAAAUCAAUGAAGCCAAAGAUUUACUAGAAGGUCAAGCGAAGAAGUGAAAGACAUGAAACUUAAAUUUAUAUAUAAAGUAGUUUAUGUAUAUGAGCAUUAAUUUUUGUAGAAUAAAUGACCUAA
Tachyglossus aculeatus (Australian echidna) is the source of this 497-nucleotide messenger RNA. RefSeq names its product DnaJ heat shock protein family (Hsp40) member C19 (gene DNAJC19). The transcript has 6 exons. Gene Ontology annotation, cellular component: PAM complex, Tim23 associated import motor. The record is from RefSeq and is a predicted model, not a curated record. NCBI's taxonomy places the organism in Eukaryota, Metazoa, Chordata, Mammalia, Monotremata, Tachyglossidae. Gene Ontology annotation, biological process: protein import into mitochondrial matrix. Gene Ontology annotation, molecular function: ATPase activator activity. Bases 71 to 421 code for a protein of 116 amino acids.